This is a messenger RNA of Beauveria bassiana ARSEF 2860, 1371 nucleotides long. RefSeq names its product BRCA1 C Terminus domain-containing protein. The coding region runs from base 1 to 1371 and encodes 456 amino acids. NCBI's taxonomy places the organism in Eukaryota, Fungi, Ascomycota, Sordariomycetes, Hypocreales, Cordycipitaceae. The transcript has 3 exons. Gene Ontology annotation, cellular component: trans-Golgi network; exomer complex. Gene Ontology annotation, biological process: Golgi to plasma membrane transport; conjugation with cellular fusion. Gene Ontology annotation, molecular function: protein dimerization activity. The record is from RefSeq and is a predicted model, not a curated record.
AUGUCCGGCCACCGUUGGCAAACGACGGAAGAAAUUGGUCAGAUGUACCAACGCACCAAGCACCGCCAGGCCACACCAGCAGCCAUGCUUGUGUCCCUGACCGUCGGCAAGGUCGACGCCGGUGUCACGGUGCUUUUGACGCCCGACAAGCGCCUCAUCGAGUUCCCUUCCAUCCUCCUGCCGCCCAACAUUUCCUCGGGUAGCAUCGUCGACAUCAACGUCUCGCAAAACGCGGCCAAGGAGUCGGCCGAGGAGGCCAAGUUCCGCGCGCUGCAGGAGCGCAUCCACGCGUCGUUUGGGGCCGCCGAGCCGGCGACGCCCGUGCUACGGUGCCGCAACGCGACGCAGACGUCGGUCGUGCUUGAGUGGGAGCCCAUUGAGCUCGCGACGGCGGACCUGACCUCGCUGACGCUGUACCGCAACGGGCAAAAGGCGGGCCACAUACCGCGGCCGCUGCAGAUGCACAGCACCAAGAUUAGCGGCCUGGCCGUCGACACCGAGUACACUUUUCACCUGGUGCUGCGCACGAGCGCCGGCACGCGCACGAGUGACAAGGUGGCGGUCCGCACGCACAAGAUGACGGACCUGGGCGGCAUCACAAUCACCACGGGGUUCCUGCCCGCGUCGGCCAAGCAGGCGCUGGCCGAGGCGGUCGAGCGCAUCGGCGCCAAGAUUGUGGACGGCGUGCGCAUCGACACGACGCACUUUGUCACGACCGAGGGGCGCGGCACCGCGUGGGAAAAGGCCGUGGAGAAUAACAUACCCGUCGUAAGGCCAGAGUGGGUAGACGCCUGCGAGAAGAAUGGCCGCAUCCUCGGCGUCACCAAGUUUUACCUCGACGCCAUGCGGCCCGGACCCCCGAGCGAGGCGACGCCCACGCCCACGCCGCCACCCGCCCAAAAGAAUCAGCCGCCGCCGCCUCCGCCGCCGAAUGAGGACGGCGCUUCCAAAAAGGACGAGGAUGACGAGGACGAGGAUGAGAGCGUGAUUGAAGGCCAGGAGGAUGCACGAGAUCGCAAUGAGCACCCAGCCGAGGACGAGGAUGACGACGACGACGAAGAGGAAAAGGAAAAGCAGGGAGAAACGCCGGAGCCAAAAGUCCGUCGUCCGUCGCACGAUGAGGAGCAAAAGAUGCGACGCGAGGACAAGGACGACCAGAAACUGGCGCAUCACCACCGGCCUUCGGGCAGCAGGGCGUCUUUGGCGGCGGCAGAGGAGAAGAAAAAGAAGAAGAAGCCGCAGGAUGACGAGGCUGGGGACGGCGAGGAUGACGACGAUGAGGAGGAAGAAGAGGAGGCAAGAGAGGGUAAAGAGGCUAAGAAGCCUGCCUCGACGGCCGAUGGGGAUUCAUUUCAGGAGGUGCAGCUAUAA